Messenger RNA from Peronospora belbahrii, 558 nucleotides. The record is from the annotation of a GenBank genome assembly. NCBI's taxonomy places the organism in Eukaryota, Oomycota, Peronosporomycetes, Peronosporales, Peronosporaceae.
AUGACUGGCAUUCUAACACUGCUGAUCCGACACAUCGUUAAAAAACCAGUACACAGAAAGCUGAAGAAUCCGAGCUUAGUUCGCUCAGCUUAUUCGUUGGAUCUUCGUCCCGAUCAAGUGGUUCCAUUCCCAGAGGUACUUCCUGAAGAUGACAUCUUUAAACUGGGGUUAAGGAUCAAAUUGCAGCUUCACAUUAGUUCUGGAUGUCACCCAUAUCCUGCUGUUAAUCGUUAUGGCUUUACCGCCUAUGGCCUUAGUGAUUUCAAAGUAUUUACUUCGUGCAAGGGAUCGCCGCUAGGAUCGCAAGUUUAUGGACGAGAAGUGACAAUCGGCGCUAUCGCGGGUAUCAUUCUUUCUUCUGAUACCAGGAUAAGGUCGGUCACAGUGCAGACGCUUGCUGCUACAAAAAAGUCGGGAGAGUAUCAAGAUUUGAUCAUGUGGAGCAACAUGACGGACGCAGCGCGCAAAGCACUGGAACAGACGUCAUUUAUGGGAGCUAUGGCACCGGUGAGCACUAAAAAGUUUAAACGUUCUAUCCUGAAGGCCUAUGAUUCUUAG